This is a messenger RNA of Cimex lectularius (bed bug), 3807 nucleotides long. It is a transcript of the gene Atg6, whose product is annotated as beclin-1-like protein. Gene Ontology annotation, cellular component: phagophore assembly site; phosphatidylinositol 3-kinase complex, class III, type I; phosphatidylinositol 3-kinase complex, class III, type II. The transcript has 10 exons. Lineage: Eukaryota; Metazoa; Arthropoda; Insecta; Hemiptera; Cimicidae. Gene Ontology annotation, biological process: autophagy; late endosome to vacuole transport; autophagosome assembly. Bases 139 to 1437 code for a protein of 432 amino acids. The record is from RefSeq and is a predicted model, not a curated record.
AAAUAUAACCCCGGGUAGGGGCUAAACUUCAACCUUUUGUCCUAGGUCAGAAAAUCUUGAGUUUUUUCAGGAAAAACGAAUCGAAAUGAUUUUCCUCAGUUAAUUUGUCAAAACUUUCCCAUCUUCCCUUAUUGAACUAUGGUCGAAAGAAAGCUGUAUGUGAGCUUUUUCUGUCAACGGUGUCUACAACCUUUGAAACUCGACGAUUCCUUCAGCACCCUCGACGUUCACACUCGGGCAGAACUUUCACUACCGAUACAUGCGUCUCCUGAGGUCGAUCUUGAAGCUGCCAGCAUUGAUCAUUUGGUGCCUGCAUUUCAAUUAGAAGAUUCAGGAAAUGGAAAUAAUGGAUUUACAUUACUUGGAGCUCAAGGGGAGUCAGGGGACCUCAGCCAUCACAUGAAGGUCACUGCUGGUCUCUUUGACAUCGUCUCGUCAAAUUCUGAUGUGGAUCACCCGUUGUGUGAGGAAUGUACCGAUACUCUUAUAGACCUUAUGGAUAAACAGUUAAAACUGACAGAAGAGGAAUGGGAAGAUUAUAACCAGUUUCUACAAAAAUAUUUUUUUAGGCUUAAAAAUGAAAGUUACACUGAGAGUGUGGAGGCUCUUGAAAAGGAAUCAGAAGAUCUUCAAAAAGAAGAAGAACGUUUGAUGAGCGAAUUGAAAGUAAUGCAGGAAGAAGAAAAAGAAAUAUUAAAAGAGUUAGCUGUACAAGAAGAAGAAAGAGAUAGAUUGGAAAGGGAUGAAAAGCGGUAUUGGAAGGAAUACAAUAAACAUCGAAAUGAAUUAAUCUUGAUAGAAGAUGAAUACAAAAGUUUAGAAUGGCAACUAAUGUAUGCCCAGAAUCAACUCGAUAAACUUAAGAAAACAAACGUUUUUAAUGCUACCUUUCAUAUUUGGCAUAGCCAUAGUGGACAUUUUGGCACUAUAAACAAUUUCAAACUAGGGCGUCUCCCAUCUGCGCCAGUGGACUGGAGUGAAAUAAACGCUGCUUGGGGUCAGACUGCCCUAUUAUUGACUGCACUUGCGAAUAAAAUGAAUUUUUCCUUCCACAAAUACCGUCUCGUACCAUACGGCAAUCAUUCGUAUAUCGAAGUUCCUUCGGAGCAGAAAGAAUUGCCGCUUUAUGGCUCGGGGGGCUUCCGAUUUUUUUGGGACACCAAAUUCGAUGCGGCGAUGGUAGCGUUUCUAGAUUGCUUACAGCAGUUCAAGGAAGAAGUGGAGAAAGGUGAUUCUGGAUUUUGUUUGCCUUAUCGAAUUGACAAAGGCAAACUCGAAGAUUCAGCCACAGGACAUUCAUUCUCUAUCAAAAUUCAGUUCAAUUCUGAGGAACAGUGGACCAAAGCACUAAAAUUCCUUUUGACGAACUUAAAGUGGGGAUUAGCUUGGGUUUCGUCACAGUUUGCCAAAGAACAGAAUGAGUUUUACUAUGGAUAAAGUCUUCGGCCUUAUUCGAUAAGUAUAUGUAUAUUUAAAAGUAUAUUCAGCUCAGCAGUUCUACUAUUUCAUACGAAUGAUGCCACCUCUCUUGACAGCAACUUAAGAAAUGAUUUUGAAUGUUAAAAGUACUUUUGCAUAUAUUCAAUAAUUUUACAAAAUAAAAGGUUUAACAAAAAAAAAAAAUUGGAUAAAGGUUGCAGUGUUAUAUGCUUUGUUUUUAAUCUCUUGAAUAUAAUUGCUUAAUCUUUUAAAUUAUGAUUGUUUAAAAAAAGUACUUCUUUUAAAUUAUUGUAUUGCUCAAGUUUUAAUUUAUCACAAAAGAAACUUGAUAUUGAACAGUUUAUAUGCACUGAAUAUAAGUUAAUACACACAUAAAUAAUGGUUAUGCAAUGUGUAGUCGUGUAGUGAACGCAAGUGGCUUAUCCUUUUAUUCGUAUCGUGCUAUGAUUGACACCCAUGCAAAUUAACAAACGCAAUAAAAAUAAUUUAAAAAAAUAAAAUUAUACGUGGGGCCGAACAAUUUUGAGUCUACUGUUGGGAGGGGGGAACUGCGUAAGAUUUUCAUGUUCAAGGAAAAAAUUAUUCACAAGAUUUGUUCAGAAAAUUAUUUUUGUUAAAAUGCGAAAAUGUAAAAAAUUCAGGGAACGCAUGAAUCGGUGGAUCAUCACUACGUAUCCAACCCCAAUUUUUUUUUGGGUCAGGCGAUAUGUGCCGAUUUUUUAUAUAGGGUGAGUUUCCGUUCUCCUUUAUACUUUUUAUUGGGGCAUUUUUGUGAAAAAACCUGAUAUGUAAAUUUUUUUGUCUAGUUUCUCAUUAAAUAAAAAGUUUUGAUUUAACCCUUCAGAAUAAUGGGCUAUGAAUAGGAACUUAAGAACAGCAGACUCUUGUUAUCCGAGGGAUAUAUGGUAGCAAGCAUCAUCACUGCAAAUCGUGUGUGCCUAUCAUCAAUGUUAUGUGUGUAAAAUUACUUCCUACAAAAAAAUUUGUAACAAUUUCCUCAAAUAAUUUUGAUUAACAGGAUGGUCACAAUGUACUCAUUAAAGUGCGUGCCUAGUGCAAAUUUCCACUUUUUUCUUGUAAUGUAUGAGACAUUUUUACAAUUUGCACAGAAAGUUAAAGACCGUAAAAACUAAACUUCAAUGUGAUGGUUUUUAUAUGUUAACUAUAUGUAAUAAGGUUUUUAUGAUAUGUUAACUAUAUAUAAUAAACAUUUGAAUCUUUUUUUGGGGAUAGUCAAAGCCUCAAAGGUAAAAAAAAUUAUUAGGAACGAAAUUUGCAUCAGGCUGAUUACACUUUAACACGCCACAUCCAGUCUCCUGUUAAUCGAUAUUUCAGAAAAUUGUUUCUAAAUUAUUCUAUCUGUACCAUGAACAAGUAAUUUAAUAUCUAUUAAAAUAAUUUAUAAAUUAGUGAUAGGUUGAAGAAAAUUUUGUUUUUCUAAAAAGGAAAAGUUCUUUGAAAAUGGCCUGAGAACAUGAGCCUGUUUUUCUUAAAACGGUGUAGGUUUUUUGUAUAAUCAUCAGUAGGAAAACAUUAACCCUUUCACCGCUUUGUGUCUGACUACGUAAAAUAUACGACCCCUCCUUCAUGGCAUCGCUGCCAGAACCAGCAAAAACCCAGACCAUCUCCCUAUAUAUAACCUGCUGUGGAAAAUGUCCGUCACUCACCCUCUGCUUAUCCACCGGUGAAAACCACAGCCCCUCUUAUUGCAACAUACCGUCUGCGGACAGCAUCCUCCCCCGGCAAAAUUGCAGGUCCUGGACAUGACUUAAUCGACAGCAUAUAUUCAGCAUAUUACCAUAUUAUAUAUAUAAUAUGGUGUAGACAUUAGUACAUGCAAAUGUUAUUUUGAGUAAAACUUUAUUGUGGUUCUUGUUUCAAAUUGCUUUGUUGACUUUGUUCUUCCCCAGCACCCUUCAUGUAUUUAUUUGUGUUGUUUACAAGUUUUUUGUACAUAACCUGUUUGCAGGAAAGAAGAAAAAAGCGAGGCAAAAUCUGGUUGAAGAAAUAAAUAACAAAACGAAGAAAUCCUCAUUGUACAAUUGCAAUAUUAAAAAAAAAAUGUUUUGGUAACAGUCAACUUUCACAAUGGACAAGAAAAUAAAUACUUGGUAUUUUGUAAUAAUUUUUAUUUUAAUGUUCCUUUUUGAGAGAUUAUCUUUUAAAUUGUUUAAUUGAGAAUGUUGAAUAUUCCAUUUUUUCUUUUCACUUGUUCGGGGAGCUGGCUGUGUAACUAAGAUUUAUUUGAGUGAUGACUCUUCGCCUUGUAUUUCACAGUAAUUUGUACUCAAUUUAACUCAUUAAAUAACGAAUAUUGAUAAUUAUGGCCAAAGAUGGUUUUUAAAAGUUUUGUUGGUGUAUUGAAAU